AUGGCGAACGAGGCAGAUGAAGAAAACAUUGUGAAGGUGUUUGUUUCCGGGGGAAACACGCAGGUGGUUCAUUUUAGAGAUUCAGACCAUUUGUACGCAUGUUCAAACGGAAUAGUGAAGAUAUUUGACCAAAAUCGGCCAGAUUUGGAGCCCGAGGUGAUGGAUAUUGCCGGGGGUAUGAGGAGCUUUGAAGUGGGGCCGGCGGGCCGGGCGCUUGUGGCGUCACAGAGCGGAGAGUGCAAGAUGUAUGACUUAAAAGCUCAAAAAGAGACGGCCACACUUCAACGAUCACCACUAGGAAUGACGUCGGCCGUUUUUACGCACAGCGGCACCAUGGCACUCUGCGGGGGUCUGGAGGGCAAGCUGUGGCUCGUGGAUGUGCAAGGGGAGGAGCAUCAGGUGAAAAACACGACGAGUGCUGGGGACCAGAUUUUUGGUAUUUCGUACAAUAAUGUUGGAGAUCUCGCGGCUAUUUCGCUUGCCAACGGGGAUCUCGCGGUGUACUCGUACACGGCGGUGGAGCCGCGGCUGGUGCACACGUUCAGCACGCUGCUGGUGGCGAAAAAGGCACUCGGGGGCGGGCAAAACGGCGAAAAAGCAGCCGGCGAGCUUUUUGGGGAAGGCGGCGAAGAAGACGCGUUUGACGAUGAUUUGGAGGCGGACAUCCUGCAGGCGAAGGACGGCAAGGUGCCCCAGGAGGCGGAGAUGGAGGGCCUUGCGACGGUUCGGCCGGAUUGGCACCCGGACGGCGAUUUAUUGGCGAUUCCAACACGCACCAGGGAGAUCGCUGUUUUCGACCGGGCAGACUUCUCGAGGCCGGCAUUCAAGUUCCCAGCACGAAAUGCACACCGUGGACCGGUCGUGGACGUGAGGUGGAGCCCGGACGGCAAGCUACUUGCGAGUGUGGGCCUGGAUAAGAGGUUGAAAGUGUGGAAUUUGGAGAAAAAGAGGCAGGUGAUGGCGAGAGAGCUCCCGAUGGUGCCGUCGAGCCUCACGUGGGGGCGGAGCUCUGCCGAGGUGGUUGUGGGCAUGACGUCGGGCAAUGUGGCGUGGUAUUCGGUGGGCGAUAAUGCCGGAAUGGUGCUUUCUGAGGCUGAGGAGGAGGAGGGAGAAGAUGAGUUACACGGAGAAGAAGCAGAAGGAGAAGGAGAAGGAGAAGGAGAUGAAGAAGAAGAUGAAGAAGGUGGAAAAGAUGAGGCUGCAGAGUACGGCAAGGACACCAAGAUCGCCAACUUUGUGAAAGAUACACCGCCAUACACCAAAAACACAACUAAAGAGUCUAAGAAUGCAGAGGAGGCCAGCGAGAACGAGGGAGGGCUUUUCGGGGACAGCGAGGACGAUUUCAUCGUUGAUGAUGACGGCGCCGGGUACACGGAGGGCAGGCGUGGCGUGGAAGAGGUGGGCAGCGGGAAAACGCGGCCGGCAAAGAGAAGAAAGCUGCAGGGGGAGCAUGGAGGCAGUCUGCAGGCACUGGCAGGCAUCCCCGGCCCGUAUUCGCCCGGGUGCACGCCGUGGGCCAGCGGCCGGCGGUACAUGACGAUGAACCCGGUGGGAUAUGCGUGGUCGGUGAGCCAGGACGGCUACAAUACGGUAACUGUGACUUUUUUCGACCGCAGCAUGCAGAAGGAGUACCACUUCCGGGAUUUCGACGGGCUGGACGUCGCGUCGAUGGACGCAGACGGCAUUCUGCUGGCCUCUAGCGGCGUGGGCGAGCACCAGGGAGGCCAAAAGAGGCCCCGUGGUAAAGUUGAGGCCUGCAUUUUGUACAAAAAGCACGAUCAGAGCCGGGGAUGGCGGCGGAAAGUCGGUCUCCAGCCUGGAGAGUUCAUCACAGCCGUCUCUCUGGGGCCCAGCGCGGCGUUCGUGUGCACAUCGCGGGGCUAUGUGCGGCGAUACAGCCUGUUUGGCCGGCUGGAGCGUCUGGAGAAGCUGCCACCCGUUUUGGCGUGCAUCAGCAGCUCAAAGUACCUCUUUACGGUUAUCUACAACUCGCCGUACAGCCUGGGAUUCAACCUGCAGAGCCUGGACGGCCGGUACUUGCAGAGAAACGAGAGUUUGCCGGUCUGUGGGGCCGGUCUGGCACCCCAAAUGCAUCCAAUAAGGGGUCUUUUCUUCUCUUCGGACGGCGAUCCGUGCGUCGUGGGCCAGGAUAACGUGGUCUUGGUGUUGUCGCGGUGGAGAGACCCGCUUCAGGCAUGCUGGAUGCCCAUUUUGGACGCCAAGGCCGGCUUGGCACGCAUCUCUGCAGGUUCCGGCGUCAGCGCCUGGCCCUUGGGGCUGUUUGGCGACAAAUUCUGCUUUGUUGCCAUUCGGAGCUCCCGCUACCCGACAUUUCCGUUGGCUUUACCCUCGGAAAUGCCCGUCCGGGUUCCGGUGGGUGAGGGAGAUGGUGAAGAGGAUAGUGAAAAUGAAAACAGCAAAGAUAACAGCAAAGAUAACGGCAAAAACGGCAACUCUCCUGAAGAGGAACUCAUGCGCACAAUCGUCCAGGCCGAACUUCUUAACGACGCAAUCUCAAACGACGACGUGGAGGACGAAACUGCAGAGGAGAGGCUUGCUGCACUUAGUGUUCGGUAUGAUGCCGCCUUGUUGAGGCAGGUGGGCCAGUCCUGCAACCGCGGAGACAUUCUAGAUGCAUUCUAUCUAGUCACCAAGCUCCGGGACGACCGGGCUUUGGCAGCUGCUGCAAAGAUGGCCGAGAGACUGGAGUUGGCCGGUUUGGUGGAUAAGAUAAACAGAUUAAGAGAGACGCGGAUGCAGAUAGAGGGGGAGUAG
Molecule: messenger RNA, 2775 nt
Organism: Brettanomyces bruxellensis
Lineage: Eukaryota; Fungi; Ascomycota; Pichiomycetes; Pichiales; Pichiaceae
Exons: 1
Coding region: 1-2775 (924 amino acids)
Biological process (GO): DNA repair; mitotic cell cycle; DNA-templated DNA replication
Cellular component (GO): nuclear replication fork
Molecular function (GO): chromatin binding; protein binding
Source: RefSeq, a predicted model, not a curated record